ACACCAUACAAACAUAGACCCGUCUCACGGAUGAAUGGGCCUUUUCACAGUACGGAAUCGUCAGCGGCUAUAGGCUCAAGAUUUUUUUCAUGUACCGUAUAAAGUCUACAGCACGUACUUUGCAUGUGAAGUUUGUUUCUCUCUUGCUUUGCCUACCAACGAACGACACAUCUGGCAUUGUGCUAUCCAGCCGUCUACUCCAUAAUCAUCAUGUAUAAACCAGAUUGGAUCUAGGCAGAGCUCUGUAUAAAGUAGAAGUACUUGUCUUUGGCGUUCUCUUUUUCUCGCUCUCUCCAUCGAGGGGAUAAAACGUUAUACCAGACCUGCCGUCUGGAGUAAAACCAUUGGCUUAUCGUACGGAGCCGUAGCGGGCAAUUUUCCUUCGGAGAUUCGCUAGCUAUACGGAAAGCACGGUGUCGACUGUCACUCUAUCGCGAGGUGCUGGUAGAUUGGUAGAAAUACUGGUAUACGUCGGAUCCUCUUCUUUUUUCAACUUGGUCACGGAAUAUGUUUUGGCAGUUUACCGCCGUAUGUGCUAUGGAGAGCUAGGGACUGGUAAUCCGACGUCAAAGUUAUUACUUUGGAAGAAUAUAUGAAUUUGUAGCUGGAGUGAGUUUCUGUAGUUUCGCUGGAGCGAUUCUGAUUCGUCUUCCGGUCGUGACGGAGAUUUUGUCGCGCGUAAUUUGAAAGGGUUCCUGGAGUCGUCGCCGUGAGUCACUGGUUGUGUUUCCCCAUGAGUCUCUAAGCAUCCAGCGAUGUACUCGUCUGAUGAUGCACGCUGCUGUAGUCGGUUGGAGGGUUAUGCCAGCUCAUCAUUGCCUCAACAACUCAACUUGAUUACUACUUCCUCACCCGUAUAUUGGAGCUCAGAGAGCUAGCCAGGCACUAUGUACCGAGUGGAAAUGAAUCGAGCGGAAGUCAGUCAUAGUCACUCUAUCCGAUGGGCCGUGAUAGUUGCGGCAGACCUGCUAAUCGCGUUGUGCAGUAAGAAACCAGCUGCAGUCGAAGUAGAGGAGUACGAGUCGUGCUCCCAAAGCCCAACACUAGGAAUACCGCAUAACUUUCCCACCGCGGAACUUGUUGGCAAACUCGUGAAUACACGGCAAUACGCUGUGAUUACGUGGGAUAUAACCGGCAGGGAGAAUAUUUGGGAAACUUUUCCAAAUCCUUGUGACAUUUUAAAGUCUUUGUUAGCCUGGGAUCAUAAUCUUAACGUAUUGUGGAUAUAUAUUUUGCUACUGUGUUGUGUUUUAUUUUGUGUGAAAUUCUCAAGGAGCCGAGAGUGGGGGGCAACCGUCCAGCCACCAAGAUCAGGCUACACCACGCAGCAGGAGUCCUGUUUUCACACCAGCAGCGAACCUUCAAUCAUUCGGGACCGACGAAACCCCCAACUUUCAUCAGCGAGUAGGGAAUCAUCAUUAUCAACCUCACUAUCGCCGUCACGAUCACGACCACGACUACCAUCAUCACGACCAAGCAACAAGUGGGUCGACCAAUCAUUCUUCAAAUCCAGCAAACGACCGUCACCCGCCCGAGCGCACGUCGACAUCGCGCAACCUUUUCCCCGGUGCCGACACCUCGUCUUCAACCUCGACCGCAGGUUACCCGACAUCACACACGAACUCGACAUCGACACCAGCAAGACGGAGUCGUCUAUCACCGACCACCUUCUCGGCCGUUCCUUCCCGACGUCACUACCUCCACCUCCCGGAAGCGCCCAUCACCGGCCCCAUGGGUUGUAUAUUGUCAAAACGGAAUAAAAACCACGGCCUCGAAGGCGAUAUCAAAGUCACCGACCUCCAUGCCCGAAUCGACCCCCAGCCCACCACCCUCAUCGAGACAUCGCCCACGGUUCUCAAGUACCAAACACCACACUUCAGGGCCUCAGCUAAGGUUCGAUUCCCCCCUGUCAGCUCGUCGGAUACGUGGGAGGUGGGAUGGGUCCAAGGGUGCAGCAACAUGGAUUUCUUCAUCACCUAUGGAGACCUUGGCAUAUCAAGUUGGGAGAUUCCAGCGCUCAAGAGCGGUCAGCAACGUUUCGUGAGCGACUCGGACGGGAAACACUACCCCUGGUACGGGUGCACUACAGAAGUAGGGGUGAUCGUAGGACCUACGAACUGCUACACCGUGUGCCAUCUACGGAUGAACGAUAAUUUCCACCCCUCCAUCACAUGGGAUAUUCCAGUGCGCAACAGUCACGAGGUCAAACUAACGAAGCUUGCGCGCGACCAGAGUUUUACCGUGUGGUUGAUCGCGAGCAACAAGACGACCGGCCAGAAGUUUGUGCUACGUACGAUAAAAUGGCGGAUGCAGAUCAACAUUGCGGUGGACGGGCGACAACCGUUAGGUCGACGUGCACAUCUUUUGGACCCCAUCAUUCAGGAACAGCCACAAAUUCUGGAGCCAAAUCAGAACGAACUACCCCCUCCCGAAGCCUUACGCGCACCCAACGCCAACAACGCGCAAACUUUAAUAUGGAGACCCAUGACAGGGCGAGAAGUGGUCAUAGUACCGCCCGUAAGCCAGUAGCGAUGCCUACAUGGACAAUUGGACUUCUAAUAUUCAAACAACAUUUUUUCAAUCGUCAAGAAUCACAAUCAAAUGGAACCUAUGACUGUUUAAAAGAGCAUCAAGUGCUUGUUUUGAUAUUUAAGAGAAGACGAGAAAGAGAGCAAUACGUUUAUGUCACUGUCAACUGCCGAAUUUUUGCUUUACAAACCGUAACCAAUGAUUUUGAGGUAUUUCAAAUGAAUGGAUGACGUCGUUGUUUUUUGACAAACUACGUAAAAGACAGUACUUACUUAAAGUGUGAUAUUACUGACAAAGAAUGCUCGCAACUUUCCAGCGGUUAUGUGCAAUCUAGCUAUCAAGACUUUCUUCUCGUUGUUUUCCAGAUUAGAAGUUGACCAUGAUAAUGACCUCAAGGAAGUAAAGAAACGUAGCCUUUAACGGAUGAUAUUUAAAAGUGUAAAAGAACAACAAAAUUUGUAUAGUUUGGCCAUAUAAAUUGGACAAUUGAAACCGUCAGUGCCUUAAAAUAAUGAAGGAUCUUUAUUUUUAUCUUUGUAUUUUGAAGAAUGAUAAAUUCUACCAAUAAACGUAAAAAAUAGAUUUAUUGGCGUAUGUAUCACUUCUUAUGUAACGUGCGCCAUUUUGUUUUGCGCAGUUUGACCUUGUGCUUGUCUAACUGCGCAUGUCUUCCAGCCACGUGACCUGUUCUUUCAUCUGUGCCUUGAAAUCUCUGACAUUAUUCAACGACUGUCUGUAUGUGUGAUGUUCAGCGCAAGAAAUGCUGCAAGGGAGAAAUCUCGUUCAAUCCAAUUCAUCAGUCACACCGCCAAACCGACUCAAAACCUACCGAUUUGGGGCCGUAGGAAGUAACGUCAUUUUCUUUAUUCGUUGGUAGUCGGUCUGGCGUCUAUCUCGUUUGUGUGACAGGGGUUUAUGAACGACGAAUAGAAAUUAACAGAAGUCACCCUUCAUGCUCUUGCACCCAUCAAUAUUUUUCAAAAUGAUAAACUCGGAGUGGAAAAAAUUGAUAUUUCAUGAUAAAGUAUUCUUAUUCCCCCAAGUUGUGAAGUAGGAUAUUAAUGACGGAAAGGCUGAUAACAAAAGACUUUCAUUCCAAUUCAGUUUAUCACAAGAGAGCUCUCGGAAUAAGAAAGAUUCAUACAAAUGCGGGCACACUGCCUACUGGCCUAUGAUAAUAAGUGCAGUAGUAGCGCCUAUACGGCUUUAAGAAGUGUAAUGCGAUUUGCAAGCUUUCUCUGUUUACCUUUGGGAUUCUAUUAUUAAAUCACGUUUAUUGAUAAUGGAUUCUAAUUCGUGUUGAACUAACAGCUUCGGAAUUCAAGCGAAGGAAGAACUUAGGUAUUCAUUUUGAUGACCAAUGUUCGUAUAGGUAAAAUAAAACGUGUUCUGAACAGAAAAUAAGCUUACUAUAAUUUUGUGGAAAAAUAAAGGUUUACUAAUGUUCUUUUUUUCUAGAGGUGAGUUACAACUCUGUAAUGAUACAUGUAAAAUCAACAUGAACAUGCAAAAGAGUAGAAAGUGAGUUUCUUGGUGGGUAGAAUGCUAUUUUGAUCAAACAACUCGGUGUUAAAUCGGCCAAUGAUAAAGUGCAGCACUCCUUAACCAUCUCAAAUGAUCUACACUAUGUUUUCAGAGUGUAAAGUGUAUUGCUGAAGUCAAUAACUGAAUAUGACAUAAUCCAGUGUUCAAACGGUGCUAACAAUUUAGCACCGGUCUCAGAAACUACUGUAUUUGCCUUGAGAGGACACGAAUAGACGGUGUUAGUGUGGUGCUCCUGUGAAGCUACCGGUUAGUAAAUAUUUGGGAAAAACAAUUAUGUAUAUUUCCAAAAACAUUGUAACUUAUUUAUGACAAAACUAUGCAAAAGAAAUGGCUGUUGAUGGUGAAAGCAUAUGCAAAAUGUAAAUAGAAUUCCCCAUUGAUAAUGUGUUACAGAAUGUAGUCUUCCGCUAUAAAAGCAGAAAAUCUAUGGCCUUUCAUAAUUUCGAUUAUAGAGUAUUUUAUAAAAAUGUUUAUGGUUUUUAAUUCCUAAUGAAUGAUGACACCUUUAUUUCACAUGGAGUAUUUGUAUGUAUAUGUUAUUAUAAGGAACCGUGUUGAAAUGUUCAUCUCAUCACUUUCAGGGUUUAGUUUUCUAUUUGUUACUCCAAUGAAAGAAGUAUUUAUUCAAUUGUGCGGACAUCAAUUAGCCUUUUUUUUUCAGACACAAAAUGACGUGUUGUUUAUCUUGAUAUUUUUGCAUUGGCCAUCAAAUGCAUCAAUCAUGAUCACAGUUUUUAAAUUAUGAUCCCUACGCAUUAUUACACAUCAAAGCAACUCGUAUUACUUUUUGUUUAAAGCAGGCGCUGAAAGUAAUUCUAAUUUGUUUACAGUGUUUGUCAAAAUGAAAAUAUAUGAAACAUAAGCUAUUUUUAUAUGUUGUCAUACAACUUUCCAGAUCAUAGUCGAGAAAAAGGAAGAAAUUCUCUCUGUUUUUGCAAGAACUUAUGUUAUUUUUGUCAUCACUUUCGACACUCUGCAGGUUAUGAAUGAUUCCAAACGUACCUCUUUCAAUGUGUAUCUUUUGUCAACAUUUUUAAACAAAUAUUUCCGUGACAAAUGUUCAAGGAAACUGUGGAUGAUGCUGAUAAAAAAUGUGUUCAAUUUUUAUUUCAUUUGUAGGCCUACUUUUAUUUUCAUGAUUUUGUUAAUCAUUGGGAUUUUAUUAUUAUUUUGUCGAUAAAAAGAGUUAAUAUUGACGGCAAAAUCGAAUCAAAAUGUGCCAAUAGUGAUUGGUUACGGCCCGGUGGAUGAUGUAGGCGUUCCUUUAUUCAAAUUUGUUUGAUUAUUACGAUUCGGCUCUGUUUACUUUCUUUAGCGCGAGACAAAAUAUUGAUAUUUGAUUUAAAGUUGAUGUUUUAACACUAAAAUAAGCUUAGGCCACAUGAAUUGAUUUAAGCAGGACAUGAUAUAUUUUGAAAUGUAUCUAACUUAAAAAUAUUCGAUACCCUCUUCUCAAGAGUUUUUGUUGUCAUAAGUAGCCCUACGACAGAAUUUAGAGGAAGAAUCUGGCGCGCCCUCAAGCAGAGUAACUCUGGUUGAAUUAAUGACUGUGGCAUAAAGAAACAAAAGAGAUAGGAUUCCCCGGGCUACACUACGUUGUUAAGUGUGCUUGCUUACAUCACUAAGCAUAGCAAGCAUCAGUAGUACUCCUGUCUAAAAAUACAUUAUUUCUGACAGAGCAUCCUCGCUUAAUAUCUAACCUACACCUCUUGAAAGAACCAGUCACAAGAUUAAGCUGGGUUGUUUAUUUUCGCUGACAACUCAUUCUAAAAAUAAGAAAAUUAAAGAAGGACCAUAAUAUACUACAUGUAUUUUACUGUUCGGUGUCGAGAAGCCACUUUGAAAAUAAUGGUAAUAAAACGACUUUACAAAAAGAUCACUUAACGUGCAACCAAUCUCAAUAACGUAUUUUGGACUUCGGUUUGAAUUUUUUUUAUAUAGUUGCAUUUUAUCACAACGUUUAAUACUAGCAACACCAGUUCAGUGCUGUUUUUUCUUUUCAAUUUCUUAACUUUGAUUUUAUCGUUGAUUGUAUAACGGCAUCUUUUACAUUCCGACAUGAUCAUCAUGUUUGCUGUCUUUUCAUGCUGUACGUCAUUGAAUGCUUUCGCUGAAUCCUUUCAAUAUUAAGAAUGUUUUUUCGAUUUGUUUAGAUUCAAGGUUAAAGUGCCAAUCUAUUUAAUUGUUUAUGUUCGCCAUACCGGGUUGGUAGGGUCAAUGUUUUGUCUGCUUCCGCAUCUUUCUUCGUAUACAGGUAUUUGCGAUCAGUGUUAGUUUUCUCCUGUUUGUUUUUUUAAGAUUUAUUUUAUUUAAUGGGAGUUUGUUCCAAGGGUUUCAAAUGUAUGGAGUUUCUUUUAUUGUGACGAUUCCCUUCACACAGUCAUGCAUAAUAUUCAUGCAUGUGUCUUACUUAUUCAUGUAGGCUUGCAUUAAGAUGCCGCAGUUUGCAAAUAUAAAUUUUGUUACUCUGUCGGGAUAAACCUCACACAAGCUUCCUUACUGCUACAACCAUGAAAGAGGUAUACAUGAAAUUAACUUAGUUUCGAUCCGGUUCAUUGCGAGUCGGGAAGGGUAAGUUUGAUUUGAUUUUGAGCAAUAACGAUUGGCCUUCCUGAUAUGUCUUUUUGUGAAUUUUGUAAUAUAUAUAUUGUGUACAGUAGUCAUUAAUAACUAGAUAGCAACAACGGUGCAAUAAAAAAAAUUCCUGUGAGACAGUCACACAA
Strongylocentrotus purpuratus (purple sea urchin) is the source of this 6797-nucleotide messenger RNA. RefSeq names its product protein FAM78B. The record is from RefSeq and is a predicted model, not a curated record. NCBI's taxonomy places the organism in Eukaryota, Metazoa, Echinodermata, Echinoidea, Camarodonta, Strongylocentrotidae. The coding region runs from base 1732 to 2529 and encodes 265 amino acids. The transcript is spliced from 2 exons.